UAAGAGGUGCAACGGCUCUGAUGAUCCAAACAAUUCGACCGUUGGAGUUUACACAUCCGCUCGGGUGAGAAGUAGAAAGAAGGCUUUCUUCCCUUUCUUUAAAAUCGGACAACGGGAUGAGAAGAGUUAAACGAAGCAGAAGGUAAGAGAAAGAAAGAAAGGGAGAAGCAAAUAAUUUGCUUUCUUGAUUACGUUUACCCCUGUCGCAUAGAUCUCAGUAGGGACGGCGGCGAGCCAGAUCACGGAAGGGAGGGAGUCGCUGAGCACUCGCCUUCAUUCCUUGUUCUCCUCCGUGUUUUCCAGUAUCUUCUGGCACAACCAGAACCAGGAAGAAGAAGAAAGAGAGGAGAUGGCCACAAGGAACAACCAUGUUGCUGUUAAUGCGCAGCAGAGAGAUAAGGGAGGUGCCUUGCCGGCUGGUAAGGCCAAGGUAACUGAUGGUCCAGGUGAUGCUAAGAACCGGAAGGCUCUUGAAGAUAUUGGCAAUCUGGUUAAUCUCCGUAUUGCAGAUGGGAAGGCAAUUAAUCGCCCAAUAACGAGAAGUUUUGGUGCACAGUUGCUAGCCAACGCACAAGCUGCUGGUGCCGCUAAUAAGAAUGUUCUAAAGCAAGCAGCUUUACCUGCCAAUGGGGCUGCGAAGAAGAAGCCCGCAAUCAAAAAUACAAAGCCGGAGGUGGUCAUAGAUAUAACAAGCCCUAUAACAGAUCCAAAGGAGAAGCAGGGGAAAAAGAAACCACGUGCUUCCUCAUCAAAGAGGAACGUCCACUCUCUAACUUAUGUGCUUUCAGCUCGUAGCAAGGUUGCUUGUGGGAUUGUAGAUAUUGAUGCUGCAGAUGCAGGGAAUGAAUUGUCCAUGGUUGAUUACGUCGAGGAUCUAUACAAGUUCUACAAACACCAUGAGAAAGUGUGCAGCCCUCGGGACUACAUGGGCUCUCAAAUCGAAAUAAAUGCGAAGAUGAGAGCCAUACUUGUGGAUUGGCUGUUAGAAGUGCACCACAAAUUUGAACUGAUGCCUGAGACUCUUUAUCUCACAAUGUUCAUCAUCGACCGCUUUCUCUCCAUAGAGUCUGUGCAUAGGAAAGAGCUGCAGCUUGUAGGUAUUAGCGCCAUGCUCAUUGCGUCAAAAUAUGAAGAAAUAUGGGCUCCAGAGGUUAAUGAUUUUAUUUGCAUUUCGGAUCGGGCCUAUACUAGAGAACAAAUACUUAGAAUGGAGAAGGCGAUUUUGAACAAGCUCGACUGGAAGUUGACAUUCCCAACCCCGUAUGUGUUCAUUGUCAGAUUCCUGAAGGCUGCAGUUUCUGAUAAGGAGAUGGAACACAUGACAUUCUUCUUUGCUGAACUAGCAUUGCUGCAUUACUCCAUAGCCAUGCACUGCCCUUCUCUGAUUGCUGCUUCUGCCGUCUAUGCCGCUCGAUGCACAUUGAAUAAGACUCCACUGUGGAGCAAAACUCUAGAGUACCAUACUGGCUACUUGGAGAAGAAUUUGUUGGAGUGUGCGAAGAUGAUGGUGGGCUACCAUUCUUCUGCGGCAGAUAGCAAGCUCUAUGUGCUCUACAGAAAAUACUCAAAAGAGGAGUUUGGGUCUGUUGCGUUGAAGUCUCCAGCUACCAAGUUUGCAGAGGAUUUGAAAGUAUUGCUCUGAUUUUGGUUUUCCAUCUAUCAUCAAGUUGAUGAUAUAACUUCGUUUUUGUUGCUGUGUUUGUUUUACUUUCUUUAGCUGAAAGUGACAGGUUUUUUUUUUCAUUUUGUUC
This is a messenger RNA of Phalaenopsis equestris, 1751 nucleotides long. Its product is annotated as G2/mitotic-specific cyclin S13-7-like. Lineage: Eukaryota; Viridiplantae; Streptophyta; Magnoliopsida; Asparagales; Orchidaceae. Gene Ontology annotation, molecular function: cyclin-dependent protein serine/threonine kinase regulator activity. Gene Ontology annotation, cellular component: nucleus; centrosome; cytoplasm. Gene Ontology annotation, biological process: regulation of cyclin-dependent protein serine/threonine kinase activity; mitotic cell cycle phase transition. The coding region runs from base 350 to 1642 and encodes 430 amino acids. The transcript is spliced from 10 exons. The record is from RefSeq and is a predicted model, not a curated record.